This is a messenger RNA of Pelobates cultripes (western spadefoot toad), 10764 nucleotides long. NCBI's taxonomy places the organism in Eukaryota, Metazoa, Chordata, Amphibia, Anura, Pelobatidae. The record is from the annotation of a GenBank genome assembly.
CCAUAACCCAUUUUUUGUGUAUCCUUUUGGUUGGAAAUUUUUCACCUAAAGGUGCACAUUUUUCUCUUAAAAUAAACAUCACUUCAUGUUUCCACACAGAUUUGCUCCUUUUGUCCCGGGGAUGUGCGGCCCUCCUCUGAGGUCAGCCGAUUCUGCCAGAGCCAUGGAGUGCUGCUUUAUCGACGCUGCUGUAUGAACAAGACUGGCAACAGUGAUACAAUAGUUGGGUACGCUGGCUGUGCACAUACUGACUGUGUAUACAAUAGUUGGGUACGCUGGCUGUGCACGUACUGACUGUGUAUACAAUAGUUGGGUAUGCUGGCUGUAAAUGUAAAGACUGUGUGUGUGUAUACAAUAGUUGGGUACGCUGGCUGUGCACAUACUGACUAUGUAUGCAAUAGUUGGGUACGCUGGCUGUGCACGUACUGACUGUAUACAAUAGUUGGGUAUGCUGGCUGUGCACAUACUGACUAUGUAUAUACAAUAGUUUGGUACGCUGGCUGUGAACGUAUGGACUGUGUGUGUACAGUAGUUGGGUACGCUGGCUGUAAAUGUAAUGACUGUGUGUGUAUACAAUAGUUGGGUAUGCUGGCUGUAAAUGUAAUGACUGUGUGUGUAUACAAUAGUUGGGUACGCUGGCUGUGCACAUACUGACUCUAUGUAUACAAUAGUUGGGUACGCUGGCUGUGCACAUACUGACUGUGUAUACAAUAGUUGGGUACGCUGGCUGUGCACGUACUGACUGUGUAUACAAUAGUUGGGUAUGCUGGCUGUAAAUGUAAAGACUGUGUGUGUGUAUACAAUAGUUGGGUACGCUGGCUGUGCACAUACUGACUAUGUAUGCAAUAGUUGGGUACGCUGGCUGUGCACGUACUGACUGUAUACAAUAGUUGGGUAUGCUGGCUGUGCACAUACUGACUAUGUAUAUACAAUAGUUUGGUACGCUGGCUGUGAACGUAUGGACUGUGUGUGUACAGUAGUUGGGUACGCUGGCUGUAAAUGUAAUGACUGUGUGUGUAUACAAUAGUUGGGUAUGCUGGCUGUAAAUGUAAUGACUGUGUGUGUAUACAAUAGUUGGGUACGCUGGCUGUGCACAUACUGACUCUAUGUAUACAAUAGUUGGGUAUGCUGGCUGUGCACAUACUGACUGUGUGUAUACAAUAGUUGGGUACGCUGGCUGUAAAUGUAAUGACACUGUGUGUAUACAAUAGUUCGGUAUGCUGGCUGUAAAUGUAAUGACUGUGUGUGUAUACAAUAGUUCGGUAUGCUGGCUGUAAAUGUAAUGACUGUGUGUGUAUACAAUAGUUCGGUAUGCUGGCUGUAAAUGUAAUGACUGUGUGUGUAUACAAUAGUUGGGUACGCUGGCUGUAAAUGUAAUGACUGUGUGUAUUCAAAAGUUGGGUAUACUGACUGUGUUUAUACAAUAGUUGGGUACGCUGGCUGUAAACGUACGGGCUAUAUAUAUAGUAGUGGGGUACGCGGGCUAUGAGCGUACUGACUGUUUAUACAUUAGUUGGGUACGCUGGCUGUGAACGUACAGACUGUGUGUGUGUAUACAGUAGUUUGGUAUGCUGGCUGUGAACGUACAGACUAUGUGUGUAUACAGUAGUUUGGUAUGCUGGCUGUAAAUGUACAGACUGUGUGUGUAUACAGUAGUUGGCUAUGCUGGCUGUAAACCUACUGACUGUGUUUAUACAUUAGUUGGGUACGCUCGCUGUGAACGUACUGACUGUGUAUACAGUGGUUGGGUAUGCAUGCUGUGAACGUACUGACUGUGUGUAUAUAGGUGUUGGGUACGCUGGCUGUAAACGUAAUGACUGUGUGUGUAUACAGUAGUUACACAGGCUGUUAACGUACAGUCUGUGUAUACAGUAGCUGGGUACUCUGGCUGUGAACGUACUGACUGUUUUUGGUGUGGCCUCUAUAUUUCUUCUCAUUUUUUUUAUAUUUUUUUUUUUGUACAGUUUGGACUUGGGGAAUUGCUCUCUGAACCACCUCGAUUUUGCACUGAACCUCACAGAAUCUCUUAACGUAAUGUAAGACCUUCAAACUCCCAACAUUCCUAGGCUGGUCCCAGGGUCGGGGCGGGUUACUGAGCUGGUGGGAGAGCGCAUGGCGGGUUACUGAGCUGGUGGGAGAGCGCAUGGCGGGUUACUGAGCUGGUGGGAGAGCGCAUGGCGGGUUACUGAGCUGGCGGGAGAGCGCGGGGCGGGUUACUGAGCUGGCGGGAGAGUGCGGGGCGCGAGUUACUGAGCUGGAGGGAAAGCUUGGGGCGGGUUACUGAGCUGGUGGGGGAGAGCGCGGGGUGCGGGUUACUGAGCUGGAGGGGGAGAGCGUGGAGCGCAGAUUACUGAGCUGGCGGGGGAGAGCGCGGGGUGCGGGUUACUGAGCUGGUGGGGGAGAGCAUGGAGCGCAGAUUACUGAGCUGGCGGGGGAGAGCGCGGGGCGCAGGUUACUGAAUAUGCCUGAUUGUCGAGGUUCUCAGACUGAGGUCACAUUAAAGAGACCGUACUAUUCAACCAAUGUAAUAGAUUGUCUGUCUUUCUCCCCAGAGACAUCUCUCAGAAUCCGCUAGUGGACUUGUCCCAGGAGAUCUUUCGUGGGCUCAGUGGGCUGUGGUACAUGUAAGUAUCUUCUCUCUCUAAAGCUUUGCUUUCCGCUCUGUUUUAUAUUCCAUAGAGGUAAAUAUCAAUCAUACAACAUCCAUGUAACCAUAGAUCCAAGCACUCCAUAUAGGCGGUGCAAUGGAGCUCCAGUACUCCGACCGAGUACCUCUACCAAGUCCUCUUUCUUGUAGCUAUCAGAGAACCUGGAGCACUUCAGACCAUGUCACUGAGGCUUGUCUGGGAUCAUUGAAGGCCUUUUCUACCCCGGACCAGGCUACUGUGUUUACAGCCCUGGACACACUUUCCAUCAGCAGAUUAUAUCCCUUUCCCCAAACACUAGACAACACUUGGUGACGGUUAAAACAGCAUCUGACUUUAACAGACAUAGCCACAUAUUUAAACACCUAAAAGCCUCAUUUACAUACAAUAGGUUACAUAGAGCACUAUAGUACAAUGAAGGGUGGGGUCAGACAAUAGCAAGGGCGGAUGGGAGAUUGAGGAGGGACAAAGCAGCCAGUUUCAACUGGUCUGGCAGUGUCCCUGGGGCAACGCCCUGCGGGGGAUACAUUGGGACAGGAAAAAGGGGGAGGGGAAGAGGCACAGAUAAGCAAUACAUUCAACAUACCUGUAGCGGAGCUGCAAUAUUAAAUUCCACAAUCUCCACUGGUACAGAAGGUAAUCCAAAGUAAAGCGCUGAAAAGUAAGGCAAUAUCCCAAAUCCCCCAGUAACCGGACGAAACACAGUUCUGGGAGUCAACUGCGGUUUUUAUUCACAGGUCACAGUAUUUAUGAAAGUCCCCAUGCAAGGGGUUUCCCUACUGACAUUGCAGGGGUUAUACAGUGGGGGACUACAUGGGGGGCUUGGCAACCUGGACAUUUCUCCCAUCAGGCACUGCUGGACGAGAGGGAAUACAUCGUUAAGUGGAUUAUCCCUCCGUGCAGCAGAACUGACAUUUUACAUUAAAAUAUAUAACUUUGCCUUUAUUCAUGUUAUCUAGACGAAUGGACAUUCGGUAGAUAGCUGGGGUCUGAGUGCACAUUUCGUUAGAAUACCGCUCAGAUCCCAGCAUAAAUAACAGAACGCUGCUCAAAAUACACUUUAACAUUAGGUUCGCCUAAAAGUUCCGAACACCGAUGGGGAACCAUAAUAGCGAAAGACUGGAGCUCCCGAACGGCCUGGAAGUCCAGCGGUGUUCGCGCCGUCGAGUAGCCGUUUUCAGUUCCACGCGCUCGACGACCAAACACCACUGGUGAAACAAAGGAUCCAAGAUGGCCGACCGCCGCGUGGUCGGUAGCCGAACGACUGCUACCUAGGAAAGCCCUUAACUACCGAUUGCAACAAUGUUGCACUCGGUUAAUGAGUGCCACACGACCCUCUGUGUGUGGGCUACUGAGUGGUAGCUCAUGUUCAUGAAACGAAACACAUGAAUGCUAGCGGCUUUCGGCUGCUAGCACACGAAUGCUCUAAACAUAUCAGCACAGACAGACAUUAUAAUAUAUAAUCCAGCGGCUAUUACAGACAGCACAUAUAGUCCAGUAACCUAAAAGUGGCUAUGUUUGCCACAAUACCCUGCACCAAUAAUGGGCACAGGGUGAUCAAAACACCAAAGGAAUCUGGGGACCCACACAUAGUAUCUGUCUUCCAUCCCCAUAGUUACAUAGCUGAAAAGAGACUUGCGUCCAUCAAGUUCAGCCUUCCUCACAUUAGUUUUUUGCUGUUGAUCCAAAAGAAGGCAAAAAUCCCAGUCUGAAGCACUUCCAAUUUUGCAACAAACUAGGGAAAUGGCAGUCAGAUUAAUCCUUGGAUCAAGCAGUUAUUACCCUACAUUGAAAGAUUAUAUCCUUGAAUAUUCCUCGUGUCCUAUGUAAAGUCCGGUUUGUGAAUAGAUUUCCACACAAUGGUUUGUAUUGGCCCCGAAUAUAUUUGUAUAAUGUUAUCAUAGGUGACGUUUUUCUAAAUUAAAGAAUUUUAAAUGUGUCACACGCAGUACAGGAAAUAAUGUUUUGAACGCACAAUGUGGUCGAUGUCAAUACUAAUUUGCAUAACAUUGUGUUUUUAAUAUACAUAACAAUAAAUUGGUUACUUACGGAUAUUGCCUCCCCGAAGACACCUGCUCUGCCAUGAAGCGGAUUGUGUAAUUAACCAGAUUUAUUGUUGUGUUAUAAAAAGUAAGAUUUCACCGCGGCCAAAAUGUUAUUUCGUGUAUCUGUUUGUCACUAAAGUCUGCGGCAGCACCUAUCUGGAGUGCUCGGAUCCAUUUUUUUUUUUUUUAUUACUCUGCUUUGCUCAGCAGGCUGAUAUUAACCAUAAUUCUUGGAUUCUGUCAUUAGAGCGGUGCCCCUCAAUUUGAGCUGUCCUGGAGGUAAUGAUACAUGGGGGAACGUAACCAAAACCUCCAGCGCCUUGAUCUGCCAGGAUCAGAACAGCGCAUGUGGAACCACCGGGAACCUGAGUGAGUGCCAACUGCCAGACCUUACAAACAUCUCGGCUUCUUUUACCGCGGCUGCGUGGGUUGGGCAUGUCAUGUAAACAGUGAUACAAUGUCCUGCCCUGAGAUUGGACUUUAAAUAUAAACUAGAAUUCCCAGCCAGAUACAGGGAAGGUUGCAAUAAACCCCCUGAACUAACUCUCUAAAUUAAAUGGCAUUCCCAGCCAGAUAGUCAAGCUUUCUCCCAGUUGUUACCUCUUUAAUAACUUAUCUCUGUGUGUUGGCAAUAUUCGAUCUUCUAGUGUGUUAUAAGUAUAAAAAGUCCUGAUUUGCUUUGUGAGGGAAUUGUACUGUGAUCUCAUCUAUAUCGGUCAUGUUUGUGUCCACAGUAUGUAAAUGUGUCUGUGUUGUCUCUGCUUAGCCUUGCUGUGUCCAGAGAGCUCUAUGUGUGCCCCUGAUGGUCCAGGAUACACAAAGUGCGUCUGUGCCCCAGGAUUCACUGGAUAUAAGUGUUUGAGAGAGGUGAGUACAGUGUGCUGUUGGUGACUGCAAGACCGGAGAACAUUGUAACAUAUAUAAUGGGGAAGGUGUAGCUGGUAAUGGGUGGAAAGGUUGAGUGGGGAGGAUGUAGGUGACAAAUGAAGGCGAGCGUAUCUGUUAUUUGGGGGAUUAGGUCAUAAGAGAGCAGGCGUGGUAAUGGGGGGGUUUAGAGGACUGUAUUUAAGUGGCUGGUAAUGGUGGAGGUUUGGAGGAUAAAGUGGUUGGUAAUGGUGGUUUGGAGGAUGUAGCGGAUGGUAAUGGUCGAGGUUUGGGGGAUGUAGCAGUUUGUUAGUAAGGGAGGUUUGUAAUGGUGGAGGUUUGGAGGAUGAAGCGGUUGGUAAUGGGGGAGUUUCGGAAGAUGUAGCAGUUGGUAAUGGUGGAGGCUUGGAGGAUAAAGUGGCUUGUAAUAAGGGAGGUUUGGAGGAUGUUGUGGUUGGUAAUGCAGCACUUCAGACCCAGUUGGUUUGGAGGAGGAUGAGGCUGGUAAUGGGGGAGGUUUGGAGGAUAAAGUGGCUUGUAAUAAGGGAGGUGUGACGGACCACUAGCACUCUGCCAAUCGAUGCUCCUAGUGCUUGCUGAGGACUCCAAGCACUCCAACCGACACCAUUGGCAUUGCAGACCCCACUUCCAGCAAUUCAGUUGCGCCGGGGUCUAGCCAUCCUUCACUCACCCUGGACCCCAGGCGAGGAUCCAGCUUCCAGUGGGCUGUCCUCUCUUCCUACAGAGAGCAUAGCAGGAACAAGAACAGCUCUUACAAGAACUUACCCUGGGGAGUAAGUGUGGUUAAAGCAAUCCCCAAGAGUGUAGUUAUCCCAUCCCCCAAGCAUGAGCCAAGGCUUCAAGAAAGGUUCAAGCAGGUCUGUUUAAUGCACACAAAAGGACUUUCUUUUAUACAAGUAUUCAGGCCAGAGUCACCACCUGGACCUGGUAGUAAACUGUGACAAAAGGGACACAAACCAAUGGGAACACUAACAAAAUAACACUCCCACAUACACAGUAAAAUCCCUCCCCUCUAUCCUGGAGAUAAUUGGCUUAAGGCACUGCAAUAAACUCAAUUAUCUCCAGGUACAGAAAAUAUCUCCAUUUUACAUGAACAGUAAAAAUACAUAAUUCCUAUUAUAUUACACAGUACUCCCACCUUUUAACUUAUCACCAGAUAGAUCGGAUCUGAGCGCCCAAUAUAGGUGAAUAGCGCUCAGAUCCCACGAACAGAGCAAAUUUGCCAUGGGGUUAAAGCUUUGCAAGGGCUGAUGAGAGAUUGAGGAGGGACAAAGCAGCCAAUUUAAACUGGUCUGGCAGUGUCCCUGGGACAAUUCCCUGCUGGAGAACAAUGGGACAGGAAAAGGCACAUUCUCCCAUGGAAUCAAAGGUGCAGAAUUGUGCCAGUUCCAAUUAAAGGGCCAGAACAGUCUUUUAAACACCAAUAAGUCCAAAUAGUGUUUUUAACUUGCAAAGUCACCCGGGGGUCAUAGUCACAUGGCAAGAGGCCGGCAAUUAGUUCUCUCCAGGCACAAGUGGUGAAGGGCACUUCGUCACAGGAGGUUUGGAGGAUGUAGCGGUUGGUAAUGGGGGAGGUUUGGAUGAUAAAGUGGCUUGUAAUAAGGGAGGUUUGGAGGAUGUUGCGGUUGGUAAUGGGGGAGGUUUGGAGGAUAUAGCGGUUGGUAAUGGGGGAGGUGUGGAGGAUGUAGCGGUUGGUAAUGGGGGAGGUGUGGAGGAUGUAGCGGUUGGGAAUGGGGGAGGUGUGGAGGAUGUAGCGGUUGGGAAUGGGGGAGGUGUGGAGGAUGUAGCGGCUGGUAAUGGGGGAGGUGUGGAGGAUGUAGCGGCUGGUAAUGGGGGAGGUGUGGAGGAUGUAGCGGCUGGUAAUGGGGGAGGUGUGGAGGAUGUAGCAGUUGUAAUGGGGGAGGUGUGGAGGAUGUAGCGGGUGGAAUGGGGGAGGGGUGGAGGGUGAAGCAGGUGGUAAAUGGGGAGGUGGAGGAUGUAGCUGCUGGUACGCCGGGGAGUGGAGGAUGGCUGCUGGUAAUGGGGGAGGUGUGGAGGAUGUAAUGCAUGGUAAUGUGGGGAGGUGGAGGGCUGCUGGUAAUGGGGAGGUGUGGAGGAUGUACGGGCUGGUAAUGGGGGGAGGUGUGUGGAGGAUGUAGCGGCUGGUAAUGGGGGAGGUGUGGAGGAUGUAGCAGUUGUAAUGGGGGAGGUGUGGAGGAUGUAGCGGUUGUAAUGGUGGAGGUGUGGAGGAUGAAGCAGUUGGUAUUGGGGUACUUUUGGAGGCUGUAUCGGUUGGUAAUAGGGGAGGUUUGGAUGAUAAAGUGGCUUGUAAUAAGGGAGGUUUAGAGGAUGUUGUGGUUGGUAAUGGGGGAGGUUUGGAGGAUGUAGCGGUUGGUAAUGGGGGAGGUGUGGAGGAUGUAGCGGCUGGUAAUGGGGGGGGUUUGGAGGAUGUAGCGGUUGGUAAUGGGGGAGGUUUGAAUGAUGAAAGGGUUGGUAAUGGGGGAGGUUUGAAUGAUGAAAGGGCUGGUAAUGGGGGAGGUUUGAAUGAUGAAAGGGUUGGUAAUGGGGGAGGUUUGAAUGAUGAAAGGGCUGGUAAUGGGGGAGGUUUGGGGGAUGUAGCGCAUUGUAAUAAGGGAAGUAUGGGGGAGGAUUGAAUGAUGAAAAGGAUGGUACAAAGUGUAGCUGGUGACAAUUGUGUAUGGCCGCACAGUUUGGUUUCUAAUUGCAGGUAGUUAUUCUGUGUCAAUUCUGGCUUUGCUGCAGGGUCCCUUUCCCAUGCUGAUGUUCUUCGGUAUCCUGGGAGUAGUCACCAUCAUGCUGUCUCUUUUUCUCUGGUCCACUCAGCGCAGAAAGGUGAAGAGCCAGUGAACUUCAAAAAGGGGGUCAGAGUUUCACUUCUCAAAUGUCUACAACUUUCUUCUUUCUUUUUGGCAAUUGAUGUUGCAAGAGAUAUGCACACCAGACAAGUCACUCCGUAGGAGCACAUACCGUCUACGAGCUGUACCCUCUAGAGGAGAUGCAGACCCCACAGCUGGUUAAUUAUUACCUCCAAGAGGGUGCAUGCAGCUUUUUUAAUAUCCAGCAGAUUUUGGUGUUCAACUUGUAGAGAAUCUCUAUCUUCAGCAAGUCAGACGGACAAUUACAAUGAAUACUGACACCCAUAGCUCUGACUCUGUUCCAAAAAACUGUUCCAAAAAUAUUAAGACGAUGGAAACAAAGAAAGAAAAUACUAUAAUAGAAGAGAAGGAAUUGGGAAAAUGUGAAUCCGGAAUGUAGAACAAAAGAAUCUAUUCAAAUAGACGCUGACCAUGUUAAUGCCAUUUAGACGUUCUACAUAACAUGGGGUUUAUUGCCUGUAGGGUGGCAUAGAAGACUUGUUGUCUGUAGCGGAUGGCCUUGAGGUGCCCUGGGACUUGUAUUAUUUUUAACCUGUAUUCGUCUAUUUGCUAAAUGUAUAUGCAGUAGUGUAAUGUAUUCAUCUGAUUGUUCGGUAGAAAUCAUUCUAACAAAUAAGGGAAUGAAACUACCGAACAACCAGACCUCCCUGGUGUGAAGUGUGCCUUCAAUUACCUGUUGCAACAUUGUUGCGAACGGGUAAUUGACAAGCUGUGUAGCAAUCCUUUGUUCUCGGGGGUGGCCGCCAUUCGGGAAACGAACACGUGGCUGCGGCCAUUUUAAACUCCCGAACAGCGUUUUUUGCCGUCGAGUGUCUGGAACUCAAAACGGACACUCGACUAGGCGAACACCGCUGAGACCUCCAUCAGUCCGGUCCGUUCGGUUCCAAACUACCGAACGGCCCCUCGUUUGGUAGGCAUAAUCAGCCAAACGAGGGGAUUCAGGCGAACCCUCCCCAGCCUCUAUAGCUGGAGGCUUUCAGGUACUUCAUUCGCCUUUUCCAGGACCGACCGCAGGGCCCAAUCGCAUGGAGCCCGAUUCGGCUAGUUCACCCCGAACCCCUGGUCUGAUCUGGGUGAUUUUUGGAUAUGUUGUUCACCCAGAUCAGGGCUACCAGGGGAUGCAUAAUUUAAAGUGGUACCCCUAGUUUUAGGGGUACAUCCAGAAAUGGGGGGGAAUUGCUGUACUGGAUAAGGGGAUUAUGAUGCCGGCUGAGGGGAGGAGAUGUGUGGGAGGUUACCAGGACAGGAUUGGCUAUUGUGAUAAUGAAUGUAAUCCCUCCCUUGCAUGGGAGCAUGCUAUAUAAGGCACUGUGGAAUAAAGCUUUCAGUUCUGCUCCUGAUGCGGUGUGUCGUCCAGUUAUUGGGAUUGCUGUUGGGAUACCAUUGGAUUAUUUUACCUGCUGGAAACCCUGCCUUUGGAUUUAUAAUUACUUGUUCCUGUGCCUCACUGGGAUCUUAAGCGGAGAUAAUCUGUGGAAUAUUGUAUCUCCGCUACAUUGUCCAUCAGUUCCUCAGGUAUCGGUGGAUUCGUGGGCUCCUUAGUUUGCUGGGGCCAUUUUUUAGUUGGAAGAGAGCGCUGCAAAUGGCUCUUUAGAUAGGCAUGUAAAUGUCUAUUAAAAUGAUUGCGAUGUGCGCACGGUAAAAUCUCUGGAUACCUGAGGCUCCUGUCAGUCAGCUGGGGCCAUUUUAAGUGUAGUGCUGGAAGCAGCUAUUUACAUAGGAAUUUAAAUGCCUACUUGGUGAUCGUGGUGUGAGCAGCACCGCUAACCGCAGCUAUCAAUGCAUAUAUGGGGCUUCUGUUUGUCAGCUGGGGCUAUUUUAGAUGGUUCUGACUGAAUAAUAAGCUCUGUGGAAGUUAGCGCAGCAAAGAGCCCUUUAAAUCAUUCAGAAAACCGCAGCUGGGUGCACUUGCGUUAAAGCUACAGUUUUUGUGAGGUGCAAACUGUUCAGGGGAGACUCUCCAGGAUUUUUUUUUUAUUACCAAAAAUGUUUAAAAAGAAAAAAAAAUUCCUUUUAAUUUCACCCUUUCCCCCCCAUUUUUAUCAAUUUUUAAAAUUAAUUUUCCCACAUGUUGUGUUAGUUAUACUUAUAGGAUGUUAACUAACGCCUCACUUCACACUCAAACUCAGUAAAGGUCUGUAUUUUACAUCCUGCAGAAACACCUACCACUCUCAGGCCUAACUUCACACUCUAACUCAGUGAAGGUCUGUAUUUUACAUCCUGCAGAAAAUCCUACCACUCUCAGGCCUCACUUCACACUCAAACUCAGUGAAGGUCUGUAUUUUACAUCCUGCAGAAACACCUACCACUCUC